AUGGCGCUAGAGUGCAGAGGACGCGAAACACACACUAAAAAUUCGAAAGCAGAAAAAAAAAUCACCCAAAAAAUUCAGUUUAACAAAAUGAACAGCAUGCCGUCCGGCAAGAAACCGGCGAAAAUUAACGCCAAAAUGAAGAAGGAAGCUCAGACGAAAUACUCACCCCCAACGCCGCUAACGGCGCCACCAGCUCCGGCGAACCCUAAAAUGUCGACGGCAAGAAAUGUGCUUCACAUCGGAGGUCUUCAAGUGGAAUUCCCUUACUCGCAGCCGUACGGCACGCAGCUGGCGUACAUGAAUCGCGUGAUUUCCACUCUCGAUCGUGCUCAACGGGAAGGUCACUGUCACGCGCUCCUCGAGUCCCCCACCGGUACCGGAAAAUCUCUAUCCCUUCUCUGCUCCACUCUCGCUUGGCAACAGAAUAUCAAGCUCACAAAAGGUCGCGGUGGUGUUCUUCCAUCGGAGAACUCCAGGCCUAAUCCUGAAGCGUUGUCCGACCCGAUGAAUUGCGGCGGCGGAUUUAUUCCGGAAAGCCAAACCCAAUCGCAGCAGCCCUUAUCUGGUAAUGUGGAAUCUGUUGCUGGAAAUGAUAAUAAAAAGAAGAAGCUUCGCUUGGCGCCGACAAUUUAUUACGCUUCGAGGACACAUGCACAGAUACGUCAAGUGAUACAAGAGUACCGGAGGACGACUUACCGGGUGCAAAUGGCAGUCUUGGCAUCAAGGAAGCAUUAUUGUACAAAUAUGUAUAUACGUGGGACUGCUAAUGUUGAUGAGCAAUGUAAGCUGCUUCUGAAAGAAGGUGGCUGCUCAGAACGCAGAAAUGUGCAUAAGGUCAGAGGUCAUCAUUCUCUUCACAAAGGCGGUUGUCAUGAGGCCCACGACAUUGAAGAUCUUGUUAAAGUUGGAGAAGUUGUGAAAGGUUGUUCAUACUUUGCAGCACGUGAAUUGGCAGAAGAUGCCGAAUUAGUUUUUUGCCCUUAUAACUAUAUCAUUAAUCCUCUUAUUCGGAGAGCCAUGGAAAUAGACAUCAAAGGAGCCAUUAUAAUUCUUGAUGAAGCUCAUAAUAUCGAGGAUGUUGCUCGUGAUGCUGGUAGUUUUGAUGUUGAAGAGGAUGGUUUGCUCCAGCUGCAGACAGAACUUAGUCAACUUGCACUCGUAGAGCCUGACACUUAUCAGCCUAUAUUGGAAAUGAUAGAGGACAUCUUCAGUUGGAUUGAUCGAAGGAAAAGCACUCUUGAGAAGCGGGACUUUCAACAUUAUUUUUCUUGUUGGACUGGUGAUAAAGCUUUAAUUGAGCUAGAAGAAGCUAAUGUAACAAGGAAGUGCUUCCCUAUAUUGCAAAAAUGUGCAAUCAAAGCUAUAAAAGAUGCUUCAGAAGCAGAAGCAGAGCCAGAAGUAGCUUGUUUGAGUGGUGUAUCAGCCACAGUACUUGAAGGAUUGUUCUCUUCAUUGAGUUACUUCUUUUCCGGAGAUGGGCUUCAUGUUAAUGAUUAUCUCCUUGCAUUACAAAGAUAUAUCAAGAAAGAUGGUGGAAGCUACGAAGUAUCUGAAUUGAUGGAAGGGGCUAAAGGUUCCAAUAAAAUCGGAAUGACACAGAGAAAAUUAGCAUGGCCCCUGUGCAAGGAUGACACUGAAAAAGGUGCUUGGAUAUACUCUUUCAGUUUAUGGUGCUUGAAUCCAGCAGUGGUUUUUAGAGGCAUUGCCGAUACUUCCUUAUCAGUGAUUUUAACAUCAGGGACUUUAUCACCAUUAAACUCCUUUUCAUCUGAACUCGGGGUUCAGUUUGGAACUUGUCUUGAAGCCCCACAUGUCAUAGAUGUCGAGUCACAACUAUGGGCCGGCGUAAUUUCUAAGGGUCCAAAAGACUAUCCUCUAAAUGCAAGCUACAAGACAGCUGAAGCAUUUGCUUUCCAGGAUGCUCUUGGCACGUCUUUAGAAGAGAUAUGCAAAAUCGUUCCAGGGGGUUGUCUUGUAUUCUUUCCCAGCUACAAGCUGAUGGACAAACUAUGUAAACGCUGGGAAGAAACUGGUGAAUGGUCUCGGCUAAAUGCACAGAAACAUCUUUUCAUAGAGCCAAGAGGGGGGAACCAGGAUGCUCUUACGCCAGUAUUAAACGCAUAUUACAAUUCUAUUCAUCAAAAGAAUAAAUCUGUAAUCGGAAGAAAGAGAAGGGGUAAAAAUUCAGAUAGUUACAACAUUACGGAAUCAUCACAAAAUGCUACACGAGAAGGCGCUGCUUUCCUUGCUGUUUGCCGAGGAAAGAUUUCCGAAGGCAUGGACUUCUCUGAUGACAAUGCUCGACUCGUUAUAAUUGUUGGCAUUCCCUUCCCAAAUGUACAUGACAUCCUAGUUGGCCAAAAGAAGAAAUUCAAUGAUACAUUCAGAUUGUCUAAGGGACUUCUAAGUGGGAAUGAGUGGUACUGUAAUCAAGCAUUUCGAGCCCUUAACCAGGCUACAGGGCGCUGCAUACGGCACAGAUAUGACUAUGGAGGCAUUCUAUAUUUAGAUGAGCGCUUCUGUGAAGAAAGGAACAGACCAUACAUAUCAAAGUGGUUUAGGAAAUCAAUUAGACAUUGGGACAGCUUUGAAAAAUCCCUGGAGGAUUUAAAAGCAUUUUUCAAAAGAGCGAAGGAUCAUGUUGACAAAGCUAUUGAAUCGUCAUCAAUUUCAAAACCUGCGGUUGAAGGAAUUUCUUCUGUAACUGAAAACAAGAGGAAUACAAAUGCGAGCAUAAAGAAUGGAAAACAGUGCAGAUCAGGUCAAAAAGUAUCCAAUUCUAGUGUGGAGGAUGAAAAUGGUUCUAUGGUAUACCGGUCUUUAUACUCUGAAAUGAAAAACCAAUCUUGUCCGAAAAUGGAUCCUCAAAGGUUUAUAUCCACACAAGAGAAAGAUAUGCGUAUUGACCUGGAAAGUGACACUGAAAAAGACUCCGGGUUGUCCAUGCCUGCAUCAACGAUGCUAUCCCCUGCAGAUCCCAAUUUAACCACUGUCAAGGAAACCCCAGCAUUGAUUUCUGAUUCUCAUUUAAUGACUUCAGAAAAGUUCCUGAUUGAAGACUCAAGUCUCACAACUGUUCCAUCUACCAAUGAGGUUCCAGAUAUCUUCUCCCAAAGUCCCCCCCAGUCUCUAGUGAAUUCAAGCCUUGCUGUUAUGUCCAUAUGUUCGCUUUCAACUCCAGAAAGGCUUGUUCAUGACAGAAUGAAGAAUCUAAUAGCAGAAACAGGGUCACCAUGCACUUUGAGUGCUAAUUCUUAUUCACAUAAGAGGAGAAAAUCCUUGUAUCCAUCAUCUGACUGUGUUCACAAGGAGCAGAUUGGUUUACCUGACAGAACUCCUGAUUCUGUUGGAUAUGUGGAAAGCAAUACAACACAAGCUGACAUGCAUAGCAGUGAGGAAAUAGAUACUGAAACAAUCAACUUGAACAAGGAAAAGAGAAGAUCCCUGCAGUCAUCACCAUUCAAUGGUGCUGAAAUGUUAUCCACGCCUUCUAUUGAUCUUAGUAAGGAUAAGUGGCUGGGAAUCUCUUGCUCAGAGUGUAAAACUCCUUUGGGCCUUCCUCAUAAUUUGUGCAUUAGGUGUACCCUAACUUCAUCUUCCAAAGUUCAUUUGAGAUCUCUACGAAAGAAGCAAUUGACCAAUGGAAUCGAAUGUUCUCCUAGUGUACCGGUUCUGAUAUCUGAUAUUUCCUUUUUUGAUAAAAGACUCUUCGAAAGAAACAGUGACGGUGUUUGGUGCAAAGCAGAUGGUUGUGUAUUCAGCACAAUAUUUUGCCCAUUCUGCCCUGAUUCUACAACUUGUCUUGGCGUACAAGUCAUGGCCACUGAUGCAUCAAACGCAUACUUACAGGAUAAGGUAUUGUUGUACUCUGAUGGUCUGGAAUCCAAGAAUCCCACAUCACCAAAACUUGAGGAUUCAUCUCCAUCUACAGGUUCAUGUAGACUUAAAACAGCAGGUCUAAGUCCACCCAUUGAGAAAUUCGCUUACUUACCCCAGCAGCAGAGUUUGGGAGAUGCGACUACCGAAGAGAGGUCUGCUAACCACUCCAGAAAGCUGAUGCAGACGCAAGAGAUCCCAGCUUUGGCAGUGUAUUUCACUGUUCAUGGUUCCCGUGGUGGCUUCAAAUUCCUGGAGGACCUUCUUGAUUCUUCUAACAGUUGGGAUAUCUGGUUGACUGAUGAUAAUGACGAAGCAGAGGAUGUUAGGAUGAUCUCUCAAGUUCCUUGUCCCUAA
Oldenlandia corymbosa var. corymbosa is the source of this 4233-nucleotide messenger RNA. Lineage: Eukaryota; Viridiplantae; Streptophyta; Magnoliopsida; Gentianales; Rubiaceae. The record is from the annotation of a GenBank genome assembly.